This is a messenger RNA of Salvia hispanica, 2459 nucleotides long. NCBI's taxonomy places the organism in Eukaryota, Viridiplantae, Streptophyta, Magnoliopsida, Lamiales, Lamiaceae. The record is from RefSeq and is a predicted model, not a curated record.
CACUGCAGCUUGAGUGACCUAAACAUGCCCUCCAGCCACCGGAAAACUCCUCUUUCCGGCGAAGAAUCGAGCAUGGCCGGAUCAAGCGGACGCGUCCUCAACACUCUCCUUGAAUGUGAAGACCAACCUAUGCGAGAUAUCAUCCAGACCGCCGCCGCCGGAGCCAAAAACCUCAGCGACGCGAAUAUCGUGAAUCUCAUCUGCUCCGGUUUCCCUGAUGUGAAAUUCUCCCGCCGCAACCGCAACCUCCUAAUCGAACGCGUCGCCAAAAUCUCUCCGCUCUCGUGCAGGAUAGAGAGCGCCGCGGACGAGCCAGAAGCGAAACGUCCGAAAAUUGACGACGGACAGAAUGUUAAUAGGCAAAUUGAGGUAGCUAGGGCUUCCACUUCAGCUAGUAGUUCAGAUUCUAACGGUAGGGAACUCUGUUCUGCUAGGAGGGUUGCGAAUGGGUGUAUGUGUAUUGUGGAAAUGAUUGGGGAUUUACGGCAAGGAAAUGAGUUAGGCGCUAGUAGUGAGGAUAAGUGGCCCAAUGUUCUGUGAUAUAGGUGGUGAGUGCUGUCUUGGCUCGGAGAUGUUGGAGGAUCUGAAAAACGCUGUGAUUGUGCCUAUGCGCCAGUUAAAACUACGGCAUUACUUUGUAGGCAAACCUACGACCGCAAUUCUGUUGCAUGGGCCACCUGGCUGUGGGAAAACCAUGUUGGCUCGAGCCAUUGGAAAUGAGGCUCGAAUGCCGUUUUAUGAAACAUCUGCUGCUGCCCUAAAGUCUGGAGUUUCAGGUGUCCUAGAGUUGUUCCUUAGUGCGUACAAGAACGCACCAUCUAUUGUGUUCAUUGAUGAAAUUGAUGCAUUGACUUCAGAAAUGGGAAGUUUGUCGCAAUGCCCAGUAAGACAGUUGAUUGCUUGCAUGAACACACCUGUGAAUGACGGUUCUGAUUCUGAAAGAUCUAAUAGUCGACCUGGCAGCUAUGUGCUGACAAUUGGAGCAACCAAUAAGCCUAAUGCUCUAGACCUUGCCUUAAGGCAGCGGUUUGAUCGUGAAUUUUUUUUAGAUGUUCCGAGAAAAGAUGAGUGACGUGACAUACUAUCAGUUCUAACAAGUAAUUAUAAGGUCGAAGAGGAUUUUGGUUUUGAGGAGUUAGUUGGGUGUACUCAAGGUUUUGUAGCAGGAGAUUUGGUAAAACUAGUAAAUAUGGCUCGUAUGUUUGCUUUAAACAGAGUCAUUAACCAGAGAUCUUACGAAAAUAGUUUUAACAACGGGGUUGAAUUGUAUCAAACGCCAUUUUCAGAUGAAGAAUUGGAGGAACUCACAUUAACCAUGUGCGAUGUUCUGGAUGCUUUUGGGACGGUUCGGCCUUCUGCUAAAAUGGAGGAUUUUUCCACUAUACCAGAUACAAACUGAGAUGAUGUUGGAAGCCUUCAACUGUUGAAGUUGGAACUUGAACGUCGCAUAGUUAAGCGUAUUAAGUUUCCAAAAGUUUAGACGUCUCUUGGGGAAAUCGGGGUGAAGAACUUGCCGAACUCUUUUUUCCUUUAUGGUCCUCCGGGUUGUGGAAAGACAUUGAUUGUCCAGGCUUUGGCUAAAGAAGCAGGAGCUCAUUUCAUGCAUAUCAAGGCCACUGAAAUAUCAAAGUUUUCCUGGAACAAGUUGAUGGUGGAAAAUAUUUUCAAAUGUGCAAAAACUCACCCUCCAUGUAUAGUGUUCUUUGAUGAGUUGGACAUAUAUUUCACAGAAUAAAGAUCUAGAGGAGGACGAAGAUGAAUGGUUGUCAGAGGAAUAUGCAGAGCUACGGAACCAGCUCCGUUAUAUACAAGGAGAAUCUCAUGUUUAUGUGAUUGCUAAAACAAGUCGGCUAGAGAUUGUGGAUCGUAUGCCGCUCAUCAAAGAAGUUUUUGGUAGGGUGCUGUAUGCUCCUCUUCCUACUCCAGAAGAAAGAGGAGAGAUAUUGAAAGCUCUUGCUCGAGACAAGCCAAUAGAUGCCAGAGUGGAUCUGAUGGCUCUAGGAAAAGAUGUCGCUUGUGAAAAUUUCAGUGGCUCUGAUCUAUUUGCAUUGGUGACAGAAGCUUCUAAGUUCGCCAUUGAUCGGCCAUCAUUGUCCUGUGGGGGUGACAUGGCUAUCACAGAUGCAGAUUUCAAGGCUGCAUUAGCUAAAGUCUCCCCUUCUCUCUCGGCCAAGAAGCUCGAGAAAUGGACGCUACAGGCAGAGAAGAUUGAUGUUGUUCGUGGUGUAUCCGUGAUGGACUGGUAGACUUAUGUUAACUUAAUUUUUGUGGAUGAUGUGAGUUUCCUCUCAUCUUUUGUAGCAUGUUAUAACAUCUUAAAAUUUUGCAUCUAAAUCUCAUAUACGUCAACAUCUUUGUGAUAUUGUCCGUACGGAACCAGGAACCUGUAUAAAUAUUGUUUAAUUGCUUUGUGGUUUGUCCAAAGAGUGAUUAAGCCCUUUUAGUCUUUUUUUGGCUGA